Carlito syrichta (Philippine tarsier) is the source of this 1127-nucleotide messenger RNA. RefSeq names its product placenta specific 1 (gene PLAC1). The coding region runs from base 295 to 933 and encodes 212 amino acids. The transcript has 3 exons. Lineage: Eukaryota; Metazoa; Chordata; Mammalia; Primates; Tarsiidae. The record is from RefSeq and is a predicted model, not a curated record.
ACACACACAUAUAUCAGGCCAUCAGCAGGAUUUGUAUAAACAGUGACUCUCCUAUGAAGGCAAAGGCCACCCCCCUUCAGUUCCAGUGACUGAGAUACAUUUUUCCAAUCCUGGGGGCAAAUACAGACGCAGCAAGUUCCUUCUUCCCUUUGGAAAUUUGGCAGCUGCCUUCACCAGUGAACACAAAGCCACAUUUCAAAGGAGACUGACAAAUUAUCCCCAGCUGCCAGAAGGAGAAAUCCUCACUGGACAGCUUCCUGUUUCCUGUGCUUUGUUACCUGAUUGGCUGCAGGGAUGAAAGCUUUCGAGUUAAUUGGAGGAAUGGUCCUCCUCACCUCUGUGUUUUCAGCAUGUUCCGGACAACGUGCAAUGUCUGUGCUGUGCUCCAUAGAUUGGUUAAUGGUCACAGUACACCCCUUCAUGUUGAACACUGAUGUAUAUGUACACUUUCAUGAGCUACACUUGGGCCUGGGUUGCCCUGCCAACCACGUUCAGCCAUAUAUCUACCAGUUUACCUACCGUGUUACUGAAUGUGGCAUCAGGGCCAAGGUCAUCUCUCAGGACGUGAUUAUCUACAGCACUGAGUUGCACUACACUUCUAAGGGCACAUCAUCUAGGUAUGUGUUCCCAGUGUCAUGUGCUACCCCUCAAAAGUCCCCAUGGCUCACCAAGCCCUUCUCCAUGAGAGUAGCCAGCAAGAGUGGAACCAGAGCACCAAAGAAUGAGACAUGCUAUGAAGUGUUCAGCUUGUCACCGUCCAGCCAAAGGCCUGACUGUGACUGUCCACCUUGUGUCUUCAAUGAGGAAGGGCAAACUCAGGUCCCCUGUCACCAAGCAGAGUCUCAGGAGGCCCAUUCUAUGCAGCCAUCUCACUUUCUUGAUAUUGGUGAGGAUUGGUCUCUUCGCUCGGAUGAUCUGAUUGAGUCCAUGUGAUCCCCAGGUUUGAAGUCUCCAGAAGAUACUGUUUCUAGAACUACUAUACAGUGUUUACGCAUAUCAGACAAAUAAGUGUUCUUGUGGCCCUCUUCUGAGCGUUUUUGAGAAAGGGCAACCCAUGGCAACUUUAUGAAUAAAGCUUUUUAAAUAUUUUUAUAUCCUUUUUAAAGGAGAAUAAAAUUCUGGUGGCA